AUGGAGUUUUUCACAUCAUUGUUUCUAUUUCUGGCAUCGAUUUCUGCAAUUUCGGCACAAUAUGUUCAAGAGUCGGAACUUGUAAUUAAUGGAACUUUACCAAUAUCAUAUAUAGAUGCAAAUUACAUUUGUGCUACCAUCGAUUGGUGGCCUGAUGACAAGUGUAACUACAAUCAUUGCCCAUGGGGGUCGUCAUCUGCUCUAAAUCUGGAUUUAUCUAAUCCGCUUCUUACAAAAGCAGUCCAAGGCUGUCUUCGUAUGGAUAGAUGGGAUGAAUUGAAUCAAUUUUUUGUCAAGACAAGAUCACUUGUCACCUUUGGCUUAAAUGCACUUCGAGGAAGACACCAGAUUAGGAAGGGGGUUUGGGGAAGAAGUUGGAAGUCCAGCAAUGCCCAUGAUUUUAUAAAGUAUACUGUUUCCAAGGGGUAUCAAAUACAUUCAUGGGAAUUUGGAAAUGAGUUGAGUGGUAAUGGUGUUGGUGCCAUGGUCAAUGCUGAACAAAGCGAUGAGAUGGGGAUAAUUCUUACAGGAUGCAUUAGCAGAAGCGAGUCUACACACGAGUUGUGUACCACGAUUUCAUCUCAAGUUCUUCCCAAAGCCAACAAAUAG
Messenger RNA from Lactuca virosa, 609 nucleotides. The record is from the annotation of a GenBank genome assembly. Lineage: Eukaryota; Viridiplantae; Streptophyta; Magnoliopsida; Asterales; Asteraceae.